Chelmon rostratus (copperband butterflyfish) is the source of this 5166-nucleotide messenger RNA. RefSeq names its product E3 ubiquitin-protein ligase RNF19A-like. Lineage: Eukaryota; Metazoa; Chordata; Actinopteri; Chaetodontiformes; Chaetodontidae. The record is from RefSeq and is a predicted model, not a curated record. Gene Ontology annotation, biological process: protein polyubiquitination; ubiquitin-dependent protein catabolic process; positive regulation of proteasomal ubiquitin-dependent protein catabolic process. The coding region runs from base 336 to 2900 and encodes 854 amino acids. The transcript is spliced from 10 exons. Gene Ontology annotation, molecular function: ubiquitin protein ligase activity; ubiquitin conjugating enzyme binding; zinc ion binding. Gene Ontology annotation, cellular component: cytoplasm; ubiquitin ligase complex.
GCGAAGUUUGUGUAACAUUUUUUUUUUUACCACGACUAACUGAGAGAUGGAGACAGCGGUAUACACUUCUGUUGUGAAGUAAAAGGAGCCCAGGGAAAAUUGAACGGUGGUGUCCUACAUCUAAACAGCUACGUCUCAUCACUGUGAUUUAAACCAGUGACAGACCACACCACGGCGUUCCAGACCACCUGUACCAGCUUCCAGCUACUAUGUCCUAGCUAACAGCGACCAAGCCCCCUCCCCUGACCAUCCUGUCCCUUAAAUCCCAGUCCCUGUCCCUCUCCCCUUCCUUCAUCUACUCUGGUUGUAGCACCAGCGGCUCCCCGUCUGGCGUGAUGAGCAGCCUGCACCAGCAGCAUCAUGGCAGCACAGGCUCAGAGCGAGACCUUCACUCUGCUGCCUCCUCUGUUAGCCUCCCCUCAGUUAGAAAGACCCCCAAGAAGCGCCGGCUGUCCCUCCACUCACUCUUCGGUCGACGGCGGCGGCCUGACCGCGACCCCAAGCGUAAGUCCAGGCCUCUGCAGGCUGGCGCUGGAGUGGAUGGCAUUGUCAGCACCGAAAGUGUCCAGCAAGAGACUUUUAAUGAAAAAACGUCUGCCCAGUCCGCACCGGGCGUAGCAUCGACUUCAUCAGCAUCGGGUUCCUCAUCAGAGCUGCUGGAAUGCCCUCUGUGCCUGCUGCGCCACGCACGCGAGCGCUUCCCAGACAUCAUGACCUGUCACCACCGCUCCUGUGCAGACUGCCUGCGACAGUAUCUGCGCAUCGAGAUCUCGGAGUCUCGAGUCAACAUCUGCUGCCCCGAGUGCUCGGAGCGCUUCAACCCCCAUGACAUCCGUUUGAUCCUGGGGGACCGGGCCCUCAUGGAGAAGUACGAGGAGUUCAUGCUGAGGAGGUGGCUGGUGGCUGAACCUGACUGCCGCUGGUGCCCUGCCCCUGACUGUGGUUACGCAGUCAUUGCAUUUGGCUGUGCAAGCUGCCCAAAGAUCACCUGUGGGCGUGAGGGCUGUGGGACAGAGUUCUGCUACCACUGCAAACAGCUGUGGCAUCCCAACCAAACAUGUGACACAGCACGGCAGCAAAGGGCCCAGACCUUCCGGCUGAGGAGUUUCAGGUCCUCCUCCCUCAGCUACAGCCAAGAGAGUGGAGCAGCAGGCGAUGACAUCAAACCGUGCCCUCGUUGUGCUGCCUACAUCAUCAAGAUGAAUGAUGGAAGCUGUAAUCACAUGACCUGUGCUGUCUGCGGCUGCGAGUUUUGCUGGCUCUGCAUGAAGGAGAUCUCUGACCUGCACUACUUAAGUCCAUCAGGCUGCACCUUCUGGGGGAAGAAGCCCUGGAGCAGAAAGAAGAAGAUCCUCUGGCAGCUCGGCACAUUGGUGGGCGCCCCCGUCGGCAUCGCCCUCAUAGCUGGCAUUGCUAUCCCUGCAAUGAUCAUUGGCAUCCCGGUGUAUGUGGGCAGAAAGAUCCAUAAUCGCUAUGAGGGCAAGGAUGUCUCUAAGCACAAGAGGAAUUUGGUAAUAGCUGGUGGUGUGACACUGUCUGUGAUCGUGUCGCCUGUGGUCGCAGCAGUCACUGUUGGUAUCGGGGUCCCCAUCAUGCUGGCUUACGUCUACGGAGUUGUCCCGAUCUCACUGUGCCGGAGCGGCGGCUGCGGAGUGUCUGCUGGCAAUGGCAAAGGGGUUCGAAUCGAGUUUGAUGACGAAAACGACAACAUAGGUAGCGGGGCAGCAGCCACAGACACGACCUCGGUGGCUGAGACUCGGCUCAACAAUCCCAGCCUCGGAGACGGAGCGAGCGUCGGCGGCCUGACGGGCCUCAGCCUCAGUGUCAGUGGGAGCCACAUGGAGCGCUGCGGCAUGAGCUCCACACAACGGGACAACAUGAGCGACAACGCCAGCACCACAGCCCUCGCUGGGACCAGCAUCACCGGCAGCCUCUCCGGCAGCUGCUACAACAGGAUGGAGGUCCAGGCUGAUGUGCAGAAAGAGCGCUGCAGUCUGAGCGGGGAGUCAGCCACCGUCAGUCUCGGGACUAUCAGUGACAACGCGAGCACAAAAGCCAUGGCAGGAUCUAUCCUCAAUGCUUAUAUGCCUCUGGAAAGAGACAAUAGUCUGGAAGUUCAGGCAGAGGUGGAGUCCAAACAGGAGAAGGUGAGGCACUGCAGCGCCAGCAGCAGCCUGGAUGAAGCCAGCUGUAGCAGUAGCACCAACGGCCUUAAAGGUGCUAGCGGCGGCACAUGCUCAUGCACGUCUGCCUGCUGCUGUGCGCAGCACGACAACCAAUGCUGCUUCUCAUCGCCGUGGUCAAAGGAACCCUCCACUUCAGGUGACAAUAGGAGCAAAGGAAAGCUUUGGAAAAGAGCCAGCAGCAGCAGCAGCAAGGGAGAAACUAAAAUUAACGAGACCCGGGGAGAUGUGGACGCUCAGCUCCUGGAGCAGGGCAGCACCAACUCCUCUGAGUUUGAUUCACCAUCGCUGAGCGGCAGUUUGCCCUCAGUGGCCGACUCACACUGUAGCCACUUCUCAUCGGAGCUCAGCUGCUCGGAUCCUGAAACCUCACGACCAGCUCAUCCACCGUGCUCCGCCCCAAUGGACCACCAUCCCGCCACCGCCUUCAAUGACGUCACCAUCGCACCCAUGCCCGAGGUGGAGCACGACCGCCUGGAGCACUAUCCACCUCAGAGUAGCCAUCCAGCCUUCACCCACCGCCUACUGUCGUCAUCUCCACCUGCUUCACCAAAAGAGGGAAGCAGUGGGACGUUCCUGCACAUCAGCGAGGAAGGCAGAGGCGACAUUGGAGACACCGACCCGGAGAAAGACGAGAAAAUAAAGGAGACCACCAAAAACACUGCCACGCAGCCUGUAAGCCCAGCAAUGAAGCGCUGUAUACAGACGGAUAUCUAAAGGAGCUCUCCUCUUCUUUGGGUAUUGCCGGUGUUAGCACUGCUAGCUCAGUCAGCCUUAUCGCCUAGUUUCAAUCUUGAGUGCAUCUUCAAAGCCGGUGGUCAAGUUUAAGGCUAAAAAGUCUAAUUAUAUUUUAACUGCUGUGGAGGCAGGAGUAUUAUGUGAAUGUCAGCCUGUACAGUUACAGAGAGGGUCGAGGUCCAAGUUGGAAAGAGAUUUUGUGAAUGAAGUAGACGCGAGAACAGUAAAGUCAAGCAAGAUGAGUUUGUUCUGUUCUUCAGUGAAAGAGCAAGCAGCCAUGUGUGAACAGAAGUUCCAGCCAGGUCAGUAGGUGGAGUUGAAUGUAUGUGGAUGGUGUAAAGUAUGUUAUCAGCGUGGUGAGAUACUACAGAAGGCCCAUCCAGCAAUUAUGAUGAUCUGCAAAAUCUGACCCCUGAAUGAUUGCAAGCUCAAGAUCCCUUUUCCUGAUGCUCACCCAAAGCAGAACUGAUAAAAGCUGGAUAGGAAGAAGUAAAUAUGUCCGAUAUUCUUUUCAAUAGUAAGUUGAGCUGCUAUGUUAAAGCCUGUUUUUCCCUCGUGACACCUGCAAAUAUCUGUUUUUUUCUUCGGGGAUUUGCAUGAAUCAGGGAUGGAUAUGUCAUCACUGUGGUCCACCGCUGUGCCGCCAGUUCAUUCUGUGACUUCUUCAAAUGGCAUGAGAAACACCACAGCUAAAGUAUUGUCGAACCUAAGAGGGACCAAUCCAUACAGUAGCAAAUUUUAUUUUUCCAUAAUCACCUAUAAGAAGAAUUAUUCUUGUUGCUUUUUGUUUAUAAUGUGACUCUUGUUUUUUGUGCUUUGUCUUUGCUUAUUUUUAUUUUCCAUUUUGGGAAAGUUGGUGUUAAUGUUGAAGCCCUGUGUUGGGUCCAAACUUUAUAGUAUGAUCGGGUGAGACGCCUCAAGCUGCAGCCUUUUUUUCCCUUUUAAAACAUUGGGGAUUUAAGACAGUUGACAUCUUGCAUUAAUUCAUCUUCACAAGCCCCUGUCUGCACCAAAAAAAAAAAUUGUUUAUGGUUGCACCUGCGCAAAUGUAAACCAAGUUUUCACUGCAGUUUUUCCUGUAUCAUGGAAUUGUGAGAGGUUUAUAUAAGAAGGAGAGUUUUAUGUUCUUCCAUGCAAUGGUAAAGGAGAAAAGCCCAAAUUUUUUAAUAUCAAACUGUAGCAUUUCUUACAAUUUAUGGGGCUUGUUUUAAUUAUUAGUCACUAAAAACUGGGAAGUCAACCAAACUAUGUAUUUGCAAUAAUAAGCUCUGAUAUACUUAAAGGUGCAAUGAGAAACUCUUGUGUGUUUGAGCACAUGCAUCUGUCAGUGAUUUAAUAUUCAGUCAUGAAUUUAUGAUAUACGGUAAACGUUUUGAUUCUCCCUCAGUAAUAUCCAAAUCAAAAUCUAAUGUCUGAUUCAGAGAUUUGGGUGUAUUUUAACGAAAAUACGUUUUCUGUUGUUCUCUUAAAUCCUUCCAAUGAUUAAUGCAAAUGAUUUUUAUAUUUGUUGGACCCACAGUGCCUUUGGGGGGAAAUCCUUUGUAUUAUGUUUUUAUUUUUAUUUCCUUUUCCUCAUUCUGUAUGUCUUCAAAUGAUAAGCAUAAAAGUCAUGAGGGAGUGAAUUCUAUUUGCCCUACAAAAUGCUUGAAAUCUCAUGUUGAACACUCACCGUCCCCCGAAUGCUAAUGCUAGCUGUUACACUAGCUUGUGUAGCCUACCAAAGACUGCUCGGGACUGCUCUCAGGCCACUGCAGUUUAAACUACAACACUUGACAGAAUCGCUAAUGGAGUUAAUGAUACCUGAAUGAUUUCUGCUUUAACACAGUUAAGUCCAUGAGGUUUAAAAGUGGCCUCUGCGCAUUAGAAUAUUUUUCCCUAAAGUAGCCAAAGUCAGUUCACCCUGUGUUGUCGGUCAGCUCUGCAAUUUGAGCAUCAGAUGUUGCGUUCAGCGAAUUGUCAGCCUGGCCACAGAUUCUCUGCUGUGAUGUCGACUGGCCAAGCUCAACGCAGAGUUGGUCAUCAGAGAAGCUGUGGCGUCGACUGAAAGAGCGUCUGGGCGCCUCAAACGCCUCCAAAACACCUGUUAAAUACCUGUGAGUUUUAUAUUAUUAUUUGAAGACUAGUGCCAGGUCUGUUUUCUAACUUGGUCAAAAGAAGCUUAUGCUAUUCGAAAAGGUAUAUAUUCCCUAAUUAUUUGCUUUAUAAUGUGCAUGUAAAUGCAUAUCCUUAAACAAUAAAACUCUCA